CGAAACUGAAAUCUUUGGAGUUUCCCGUGAAAGCAGCAGCAGUCGCCGCUACUUAAAGCUGUGUUGGCGGGGCUAAACUCAUUUUCAUGUUAGAACGACGGCACCUGAACUCACCAUAAAGCCGAACGUCGACCAUUUUCCAGAGAUGGCUCAUUCCAAACCUCUGCUAAUUCAGUGGCUAAGGACUCAGAUUGACAGCGGUACAUAUCCAGGCGUGCACUGGACAAAUCAGCAGGAAACCGAAUUUUGCAUCCCUUGGAAACACGCAUUGAGACAAGACGCUUCUGAUACGGACAUUCUCAUCUUUAAGGCCUGGGCAAAGGUCAGUGGCAAUGGCCGCAUUCAGGGCGACGCCUCGGUGUGGAAGAGGAACUUCCGAAGCGCCCUGCGAGCAAAAAAGUUCAAGAUGAUCGCAGACAAUAAGAAUGACACUGCCAACCCUCACAAAGUGUUCCGCUGGCCAGACUCAACUUCAGUAGACUCUGCUGGACUCCUGAGCCAACACGAGCCUGAUUUGUAUGAGAGUCCUCCCUUAAAUGAAAUCCACGUCGUCCCAUUUCUGGAGAAUCUCUAUUGUGCAGAAGAAUCCAACCCGAAAGAAGAUAUUCUACAGCGGUGUCUACAGGAGAUGAACAUUGGGCCUGAAACAGAGGACACUGCAGCCUUUGAGCUUCCUCCCGAGCAACAGGAGCUCCAGCAUCAGCAUGUGAUUGGCGGGCAGGCGUUGCCAGGGCAACAGCCGUAUCCAGUAGCUUUGGAGGGUGCCGUCGGCGAAGCCAGGUUGCCCGAGCAACCGGCGCAUCCAAUGGCGGGAGCCAUGGGAGGGGCGUACGGGGGCCAAUAUGCGGUGCAAUUUCUAGACACUGUGAACAAGACCAAGGAGGGAAAUCAUUUCAAGACACAAUUCAGGAUAUCUGUGUACUACAGAGGGGAGAAGGUGUCUGAGCAGCUGGUUGACAAUGAAGCUGGAUUCCGCUUAGUUUACAGGCCCCAGAUGACGGAGCCCAUGAUGGACAAGGAGUCAGGCCUGUCUUUGGUCUCCCUGCCCAGUCCCACCACCAUUAGAGAUCAAACCCAGGCCAAGCUGACCCAGUGCAUCCUUGACAAGCUGGGCGAAGGCUUGGAUUUGGGCGUGUCAGGUGACAUAAUUUACGGCCAACGGCGAGGUGAAAUCAAAGCGUUUUGGAGUUUCUCUCAGUUCGACCAAAGCGGUCAGAAACAAGAGAUCUCCAAGCUGCAGCGACAACCACUUUACCAGUUCAAGGACUUUAUCCAAGGAAUUCUGGACUUUAUUGGAGGCAAAUCGUGUGGGCCCUGCUCUCUUUUCCUCUGCUUGGGUGAGAAGUGGCCUGAUCCAGACAACAGACCUUGGAACAAGAAACUCAUCAUGGUGGAGGUGGUUAUCACGUCGCUGGAGAUCUUGAAGAACCUGGCAGUUGAGGGCGGCGCUUCCUCCCUGCAGUCUGUGGAACUGCAGUUGUCGCUGGAAGAGAUGGUCAUAGGCUGACGUUGCCCUUUUCUUUUCUAUUGCCAAAGUCACCAACGUUUACAAUGAAUCAUUUGCAUAGGACUUGCACAAACCUCAUGUUUUCCUCUUGUGCCUCUGGAAUUACGUACUUAAAGUAAGAUUUAUGCGCAAUGCCAAUUACAAGAUCGACACUCAUUCUGUUCAUCAUGUGUUUAAUCAUAAUCACAUUUCACACUUAAUUGGAUGAUGAAUGAAGACAGUUAAAUCAGAGGAGUGAAGGCUAUACCGCGCAGACCUCACAGCUAGGAGACCAGGGUUCAAUUCCACCCUCGGCCAUCUCUGUGUGGAGUUUGCAUGUUCUCCCCGUGCAUGCGAGGGUUUUCUCCGGGUACUCCGGUUUCCUCCCACAUUCCAAAAACAUGCUAGGUUAAUUGGCGACUCCAAAUUGUCCAUAGGUAUGAAUGUGAGUGUGAAUGGUUGUUUGUCUAUAUGUGCCCUGUGAUUGGCUGGCCACCAGUCCAGGGUGUACCCCGCCUCUCGCCCAAAGACAGCUGGGAUAGGCUCCAGCACCCCCGCGACCCUCGUGAGGAAAAGCGGUAGAAAAUGAAUGAAUGAAUGAAUAUCCUGGGGGGCCAAAUAAAAUAAAAUAAAACAGUUAAAAACU
This is a messenger RNA of Doryrhamphus excisus (bluestripe pipefish), 2132 nucleotides long. RefSeq names its product interferon regulatory factor 3 (gene irf3). The record is from RefSeq and is a predicted model, not a curated record. Gene Ontology annotation, molecular function: protein binding; RNA polymerase II cis-regulatory region sequence-specific DNA binding; DNA-binding transcription factor activity, RNA polymerase II-specific. Lineage: Eukaryota; Metazoa; Chordata; Actinopteri; Syngnathiformes; Syngnathidae. Gene Ontology annotation, biological process: immune system process; regulation of transcription by RNA polymerase II. Gene Ontology annotation, cellular component: nucleus.